Molecule: messenger RNA, 3919 nt
Organism: Hipposideros armiger (great roundleaf bat)
Lineage: Eukaryota; Metazoa; Chordata; Mammalia; Chiroptera; Hipposideridae
Gene: SP7
Product: Sp7 transcription factor
Exons: 5
Coding region: 130-1425 (431 amino acids)
Biological process (GO): regulation of transcription by RNA polymerase II
Molecular function (GO): RNA polymerase II cis-regulatory region sequence-specific DNA binding; DNA-binding transcription factor activity, RNA polymerase II-specific
Source: RefSeq, a predicted model, not a curated record
UGGAGCUGGCCUAGGAGAGGAGCCGAGCCCUCCCAGGACCCUCAGGCCACCUCCUUCCUGCGCUCCCACUGCCAGACCUCCAGAGAGGAGAGACCCAGGACACUCAGCCCCAGAUCCCCCAGCCUCAGGAUGGCGUCCUCCCUGCUUGAGGAGGAAGCUCACUAUGGCUCCAGUCCCCUGGCCAUGCUGACAGCAGCGUGCAGCAAAUUUGGUGGCUCCAGCCCUCUGCGGGACUCAACGACACUGGGCAAAGCAGGCACAAAGAAGCCAUACUCUGUGGGCAGUGAUCUUUCAGCCCCCAAAACCAUGGGGGAUGCUUACCCAGCCCCCUUUUCAAGCACCAAUGGGCUCCUCUCACCUGCAGGCAGUCCUCCAGCACCCACCUCGGGCUAUGCCAAUGACUACCCUCCCUUUUCUCACUCAUUCCCUGGGCCCACGGGCACCCAGGACCCUGGGCUACUAGUGCCCAAGGGGCACAGCUCUUCUGACUGCCUGCCCAGUGUCUACACUUCUCUGGACAUGGCACACCCCUACGGCUCCUGGUACAAGGCAGGCAUCCAUGCAGGCAUCUCACCAGGCCCAGGCAAUGCUCCUACACCUUGGUGGGACAUGCACCCUGGGGGCAACUGGCUAGGUGGUGGGCAGGGCCAGGGUGAUGGGCUGCAAGGGACACUGCCCACAGGUCCUGCUCAGCCUCCAUUGAACGCCCAGCUACCCACCUACCCAUCUGACUUUGCCCCCCUUAAUCCAGCCCCCUACCCAGCUCCCCACCUCCUGCAACCAGGGCCCCAGCAUGUCUUACCCCAAGAUGUCUAUAAACCCAAAGCAGUGGGCAAUAGUGGGCAGCUGGAGGGGAGUGGUGGAGCCAAACCCCCUCGGGGAGCAGGCACAGGGGGCAGUGGUGGAUAUGGGGGCAGUGGAGCAGGGCGCUCCUCCUGUGACUGCCCCAACUGCCAGGAGCUAGAGCGCCUGGGGGCAGCAGCAGCUGGGCUGCGGAAGAAGCCCAUCCACAGCUGCCAUAUCCCUGGCUGCGGCAAGGUGUAUGGCAAGGCCUCACACCUGAAGGCCCACUUGCGCUGGCACACGGGAGAGAGGCCCUUCGUCUGCAACUGGCUCUUCUGCGGCAAGAGGUUCACCCGUUCGGACGAGUUGGAACGCCACGUGCGCACUCACACCCGAGAGAAAAAGUUCACCUGCCUGCUCUGCUCCAAGCGCUUUACCAGGAGCGACCACCUGAGCAAACACCAACGCACCCAUGGCGAGCCAGGCCCAGGCCCUCCACCCAGUGGCCCCAAAGAGCUGGGGGAGGGUCGCAGCACUGGGGAAGAGGAGGCCAGUCAGACGCCCCGACCUUCAGCCUCUCCAGCACCCCCAGAGAAAGCUCCUGAAGGCAGCCCGGAGCAGAGCAACCUGCUGGAGAUCUGAGCUGGGUUGAGGGUGCUUGCCAGCCUCUCCUGGCUCCGUGGACCACUGCUUGCCCCUCACUCCCUUUGCCCCAUGCAUGUUGCCCUUUGGGGAGCUCAUUCAUCUCUCUCCCCUGGCCAUUCUGGGCCUGGGUGUCUUCCUGCAUGCCUCCUCAAGCUCACCAUUUCCCCUUGCCAUUAGCCCAUUCCGCAAACUCUCAUCUUAGGCCCUCACGUUGUACUUGAUUUCUGCACUCUGGUUUCCUAAACUCUUCCUUGGCCCUGCUCACAGCUUCUCUCUCCUCUGCUUUUACCACCCCAAUCCACUUUUUUUCCAUUUGGGCUCCCAACGUUUUAUUUCUCCAUCUCACUAAGUCUUUGACAUGCAUCUUUACUGCUUCCAAAGCUUAUUUACCACUAUCCCUUAGCUUCCAGGCUUCAGUCUUACCAACUUUUUAUUCCACUGCUUUCCAUGACUCAGAGCAUACUUUUUACAAACACAAUGAUGAUGAUGAUGAUGAUGAUGAUGAUGAUAAUUUAUUGCCCCCUGGUGGCCUCUUCAUUAGGGAUCGUAUUUAGGGGGAUUGGGGUUAGUGACCUGGCAGGGAGCAGGGUGCCAAAAGGGGGGCAGACCAGUGGGGAUCUGAUCCCAAAGAUGGGGUGACCCCCAGGGUCAGGGAGGCUGCCCCCAGGCUUGUAUAUUUAACCCCUAUGUUCCAAGAGAAAUGAAUAGUAAUAAUAAUAAUUCUAUUUAUCUAAGUUAUGAUGACAGGUCAGGUAGAGUGAGUUGGGGAGGGAAUGAGGUCCAUUUCUGCUAUGGAAAUUUUAGACAAGUGCAUUUCUGUAUCCAGAAAAAGUUUUACUGGAGAUCUUGUUAACAGAAUUUCUAUCAUCAGGGUCUCAGUUAACGGGGUAUCUCUUGUAAUGGAAUCUCUGCUAACAGGGUUGAUUAGCUAGAUCUCUGUAAAAGAGUUGAUGGGGUCUCUCUCAGUUAGGGGGUCCCUAAUAUUCCCACCCCCAGCCAGAAGCUGUGAAACCUCAAGUCCUGUGGAGGGGAGGACUGGAAUGUACCCCAGCCCCCUCGACCACAGAACAGGUUCUUCCACUGCCCCUUCCUGACACCAUGACCCUAUCAGGCUAAUCCCUUGUUGCCAUGGUUAUGGAGAGCUUGCCAUAUUAGGCGUUUUGGGGAAGCCCACCUAACAGAAGGAGGACAAUGGUUUGGAGGUGCCUCUCCUGAAAAAUAGGUGGGGAAGGCUUUCUCUGGGAUCAGAUUCAAAUAAAUCAAGUAUUUAUUGAGUGCCUACUCUGUGCAAGGCACUGUGCAAGGCUGGUGCCUAUAAGCCAUGAGAAAGAAUUUAUAGAGCACAGAGGUCCCCAAGCUGACUUGGGUGCACACACAGGCCCCCAACCUGAGACUUCCGAUACUCCCAACUCCACCUCCAGUGACUUUUAAAGCCGCUUCGUGCCUUUGAAUGCCUUUCCUGUGACUUUGGAUCCUCCUUUUCUGUCUCCUGCUCCCUCAAGGCCCCGAGUAAAAGGGUUAAAGCCGCUGGGGCUUGGGGAGAGGGUAAUAUUAUGGAAGGGAAGGAAUCAUGUCCUCAUGGAGUCUUUUUUUUUUUUAAUUUAAUAAAUAAAAGUUCGAUUUUAAAGUUUGUCCUGGUGAGAAAAUGGGAAGAGGAAGGGAGAAGGGUGAGCCACAGGAUUUUCCCUUGGCAAACUGGGGACUCCCCAUGGGCAUUCUAUAGUGCCCGUUUGCACAUUAUGUGCGCGGUAGAAUACUUCCUCGGCCAGGCCCUCCAGAGGAGUUCGGUUUUUGACUGCGUAGAGCUCUCUGCAGAGUUGGGAAGACAGAGAGGUUUCUUCCCUGGCUUUCUCGGAUUCCGCACCAACGGACCCUGGCUGACCAGGGAGGAGCGUUGGCCCCGCAGGCGCAGCGCGAACUACUCCGCGGCCCUAGCCCGGGCGAGGGGCGGCUCCCGGCGGGCAGCCCCAGCCUGGCACGUAACCCGCCCCCUGCCCGGGCCUGCAAUCAGUCGUGCCCGCCACGGAGUUAGCGGAGGAACAAAAGCCACUCUGUGGCGGCCAUCCCCUAGCCACAAUAGGGCUUUGUGCGGCCCCCUCCCCCUAAGGCUCCCCCGCUGGGCUGAGGGGGCGCACCAGCCGCGCCCCCCGGCCUGGACCCAACUGCCGGCGGCAUCUCGGCCCACGGUCCCCCUCGCGGGCUCGGGAACGGCUCUGCGGCGCCAGAACUGGGGAAAGGGGGCGGCGAGUCCGUGGCGGCGAGCCGAGCGGACUCGGGGCGUUAGCCCCCUCCCCACUCUGCCGCCCUCCCGCCCCCGGCCAGUUCACAUUACAGAGUAAGAGGCAGGCACCCGCACAAUAAUUAUAGCACAACCUGUUGGUGAUAAUCAGGCUUCAUCAAAUGGAGGUGGAAGUGGCAAACCCAGCCUUAGUGAUUUCUUGGAGGUGUCUGGAGUUGGAUGGUGUCAUGACUUGAGCCUCCUGUGACUUCC